AUGGCAUUCAGCUUCAAAGUCCAAAUUGGCCGAAGGCAAGCGCAGCCUCAGGAGGAAGUCGACGAGCCUUUCGAGAUAAUCGAGACUCCUGCUGCUGAAGAAUCUCAUCCCAACCAUCCUCACGGUGGACAUUCCCACGACGGGCAUGCUCACUUCCACCGCUCACGCGAAGGCCGUGUGCUCAGCCACAAACUCUCUGCCUGCCUUGGACAUGGAAGCGAAGGCCUAUCAGCACCACACAUGAAUAUGCAUCCCCAGGACCAAAGCCGUCUUUUCAGCCUGCCCGCCGAGAUUAGACUCUACAUCUAUGAGCUUGCACUCGCAGUCGACGGUGGGAUAGCAGAGCUGGGCAGGCCUCCUUCCAAGCACCACCUGGCCAUGCUCAGAACGUGCCAGCGAGUACGUAAUGAAUCUAAAGAUAUCUACUAUGAUCUCCACCGGUUCAUUGUACGAACAGCCGACACUGUCCGGAAUGCGCCCCACCGUCAGCGAGACUUGAUCCACGCAAUCACCAUUUCGACCUCCUCCGGAGUACAGGCUCUGGAGAUGGUACAGAAAGCUGCGACACUGCCGAACCUGCGGUCUAUUCACUUCAAGCGGGACAUCUCGCUCCGCUAUCUCAACAUCUCACUGUGGUCGUUGAUGGCAAGGCAAAUCCAGACGGCAUUGGCGGAGCUGAAGUCGCUUGAAAAGAUUGAGUUCUUCACUGCAGACGCAAGCACUGCUCUUGAAGGCAACGAGCUGGUCCGACUGGAGAAGUUGCGGAAAGUCGAUUCUAUGCUGAAAGUGAGUGUUAGGAAGAACACCGUAGACGGCUUGACGGAGGAGUGA
This is a messenger RNA of Saxophila tyrrhenica, 831 nucleotides long. RefSeq lists its product as uncharacterized. The transcript has a single exon. The record is from RefSeq and is a predicted model, not a curated record. Lineage: Eukaryota; Fungi; Ascomycota; Dothideomycetes; Mycosphaerellales; Extremaceae. The coding region runs from base 1 to 831 and encodes 276 amino acids.